AUGGGCGCCGGCCCUUCGUUCAAGGUGGGUCCAGAGGACCUCAUGGGCCAGGUGGUCCCGUUUCUGAUUGAUGCAGCUCGCCAGGGCACCAAGAAGUAUGUCGUUGACGGCAAGAAGUUUGCUCCGUUCGGGAUGGUUCCCCACCAAGUGAGCCCCGUGAAGGUGUCUGCGUAUCGCCCGACUAAUGAGGAUGUGCCGGACAAGGUCGACCUGCGGAAAUACAUGACGCAUGUGGAGGACCAGGCUCAGACUAACAGCUGCUGCGCGAAUGCUGUGGCGGGUGCCUACGAGUACAUCAACAAGCGUCAUUCAAUGCAAACCGGGGACAGCAUUGCAGAUAUUUCGCGGCUUUUCAUUUACUAUGUCGGGCGCAAGAAGGAUCAGGUGAUAUUCCAUGAGGACACAACGAUUAAGCCGAAGGACGAGGGUAUGACCUUAGGAGGCGCCAUUAGUGCCCUGGAGGUGAAAGGGGCCUGCCUGGAGAAGAACUGGCCAUUCUCAGAGCGCCAUGUCAAUGACACGCCCCACGAUUCCUGCUUUGAUGAGGCUGUCCGCUUCAAGGUCGCCGAGUCCAGGGAAAUCCCUGUCGACUUGGAUGCAAUGAAAGAGUGUCUCGCAGAAGGACAUCCGAUCGUCUUUGGCUUGAAGUUGACUUCCCAGUUCUUCAAGCCUCUCCCGGGUGGUGGCAUCAAGACCCCGGAUCCCUCGGACCCCCAGUCUUCCGAGCACGGCCUGCAUGCGAUGCUUAUCGUGGGCUACAAUGACCGGCAGGAAUGCUUCAUUGUCAGGAACAGCUGGGGAACCUCUUGGGGUGACCGCGGUUAUGCCUACGUCCCUUUUGACUACAUCUGCAACUCGGACUUCAACUUCUUGGGCCAGUACUGCAUCGUUGGCCUUACGGAUGCAGACUUCACGCCCGAUCCCGACGACGGCCGCGACUUCCAUUUCCAGCCCUAUGGUGAUGCAGAGAGUGUUGCCUAUGAAGAGUAUGAGUCGGAGGAAGAGGAGGAUGUCCCAGAUCACUUCGAUACUGAGAAACAGUUUGACAACAGGCACAAUGCAGAGCAAAUCUUCAAAAUGUUCGAUCGUGACGGGAGCGGUAAGAUUGAUCAGAGCGAGCUCUUCACCUGCUUCCUAUUCAGCGGCAUCAAAAUGUCGCCGUUCGAAGUCCCCAAGCUGCUGGCUGAGCACGAUUUGGAUGGAGGCGGCGGUCUCGACUUUGACGAGUUCUACACGCUCUUACAAUCCCAGCAGGGAAAGUUAGGUGCUCUCUGCGGCUUUGCCUGA
Molecule: messenger RNA, 1287 nt
Organism: Symbiodinium natans
Lineage: Eukaryota; Dinophyceae; Suessiales; Symbiodiniaceae
Source: the annotation of a GenBank genome assembly